UACUGGACACAAUGACCAGCUCACCUAUAUAUAUCUACGGCAAUUUGCUCGUUACUAAUUUUGUCGUUCUUUCGCAUUAGUUUACAUUUCAUUCAGGAGUGUGUCAUCUUGAAACGUUAUAGAAAACAUUUGCGGUAUUAUCUUACUCUUUAUGACGGAAUUAUAGGCUAUAAACGUGGUUUAGAAUAAGUUCAGACUAGUAGAAUAGAUUUGCGUGUUUGACGACUUUAGUUAUAGCGGGGCCUGUGACUGUAGCUCAGUUCCGGAGUCGCUUCGGGGAGCUGAUGUUGCACGUUUCGUUGACAACACUCCAAGGUGCAGCGGCGGCCAGCGCAUCGCCUCAACUCAGCCAGUCAACAUUUGAAUCAAGCAUUGGAGAUGGAUUUGACAGAAGAUGGAGACCAAGACAAGCCAAAGGAAGUAAUUAGGAAGAAGAGGAAAACUGGUUCCCGCUGCAUUGCAUAUGGCUGUGACAAUACCUUGUAUAAGGGUUUCAUCAUGCACCUAAUGCCAGGAAAGAUGCCAGUAGGGCAGGAACAAUUCGACAACGUUCAAAAACAGUGGAUAACUUUCAUCGGCAAAAAAAGAAAAUUUGAAGCGAAGGAUGCAAACACUUAUUCCAAGAUAUUUGUCUGCAGUGGCCACUUUGUGCGUGAGGACUAUGAGCAAAGUCAAGUCGAGAUGUACAGAAGAGGACUCAGGACCCGGCCCCCUUCCCUGAAGAAGUGUUCCUUGCCUUCUUUGAACACUGCAGAACAGCCGUUCCCAUCAGACUGGUUCUUGACUUCCCCAACUUCUCUAUUCUCUUUGUCAUCUCCGUCAUCAUCAUCAUCAUCUACAGGUACAUGCUCUACCACAACCAGUACCAGCUGUACAGUACCUACACCUGCCUUACACGAACAUCUACCUCCUUCAAGUGAUUCCCCCAGUCCUCUUUAUACAUCGCAUGAGCCUGACAUACCAAAGCGAAGCCGCAAGGAAUCCAUAUACAUCAGAAAAAGAGAUGUCGAUGCACUAUAUAUUGACUAUGUCAGACAUGCGGAUGAAGAGCGAGCCCAAGACAUUCUUGAAUGCUCAAAAGGAGUGCAGUGUGCAGUUAGUACAGACUGUCAAACAGUGCAAGCCUCCAUUACCACCUGAGCCUGAACACGAAGAUGACUCUGACUUUUGCUCUGAAGAGUGUUCAUGUUGGGAGGGAGCAGAUUGUUGUGCACAUCAAGAUCAUACAAACUCCAUCCAAGAAAGUCCAAGGAGCAUGAAGCGGAAACUAGAAAAGGCAAAUGAUCAGCUGUUCUCGGUGAGAAAACAACUCGAGACAUCUCAGGCUAAAGCACAGAGACUGAAGAAAAAGGUUGAUUCUCUGCAGGAAGUACUGAAGACACUGAAGAAGAAGGAUUAUUUGACAGAAGAGGGGCUGGAAAUGUUGGAAAAGAUAUGUGAUGUGCCAGCAAACAUAAAGAAGAGAUUUGUCAAGUCAAGAAGAAAACUUGAUCAGCAUCUCAAAACCCACAGAACACAAAGAAAAUAACCUUGAACCUGGCUCAAAAUACCACUAGUCAAAACAUAGUUUACACUCAGAAAAUUGUCAUUUAUUUUAAAAGUCAGCUAUGAACAAAAGGUCAUCAUACAUGUUUUGAAAGAGUGUUAUAUCCCAAAUUGUUUGGUACCUUUUUUGUGUGGUACAUGUACGUGUUCACGCUUGGAUGAACAGGGGGCAUUGUUUCAUUUGUUUGCGAGAGUGCAAAAAUCAACUUGCGCAAAAGUAUCAAAGUGAGAGAAUUAAUUGAAUGCAUGAGAGUGGUGUAGUGUGACGUCAUCAAAAAUAAUGUCCAAAUGUCGAAAGCCAAUUACGGUAAAUAUGUUAAGUAUUAGCUGAGAUAUGACCAUCUGAAUAAAAACAUUUCCUAUAGGAGCUCAAUGUUAUAAUGCUCUGGCUCGUAAUGUUAUGAGCCAGAGCAUUAACACUGAGCUCCUAUAGGAAAUGUUUUUACUCAGAUCGUCAUAUCUCAGCCCAUUCUUAUCAUAUUCAAUUGGAUUUCAACAUUUGAACAUUAUUUUUGAUGCUCUUUCGGAAAAUGAAAAACAAAUUGAGAAAUUCUAAAAAUAGAUUUGUAUAAUGUCACAGCUGCGGUACUAUAUUGCAUUUACUUUUUGCAGAAACAAAUUCACACAUACACACACAUGCGCGCACAAAUGUUCUUUGAUAUUUGAUAUGUUUGGCAGAUGAUUAAUUUUGUUAGGGAUGUUACUUGGAUAUGCAAUGACCGAAUUAAUAGCCAAAUCCCAAUUGUUUCAUUCAAACAACACAUGUAUUACUUUGGCGCAAGUUGAUUUUUGCAUUCUCUUAAAUAUUGUCUCCUGUUUAUCCAAGCAUGAACACAUACCACACACAAAUGAUUUGAGAUAAAACACUCUUUCAUAAGAUGUAUAAUAAUUUACUGUUCAUAGAUGAUUUUUAAAAUAAUAAUCAAGGUGUAAACUUUUUUUGACUCACACUGUACAGGUAUUAAUCUGACAGAUUAAUGUGUUUAUAAGUUUGUAAUGAGCUUGCUGCAUGUGUGAGCAAUUUGCCGGGUUAUGGGGCUAAUAUGUAACAAGUACUCUAUUACUUCUGGUAGUACAGCACAUACAGGUAUACUGAAUUAUUGUACUAAUUUAUUACUUGCCAAUGUUUUGCCAGUUUUUACGCUUGACCACUUUUACAUUGGUUGUUUAUUGAUGUUGUAUAACUUGAAUUGUUUUUGAAAAGAAUAAACAUGGAACUUAAUGUACAACAAUAAUACCAAGUCUAUCCAAUUUUAUUUCAGGAUUGCAUGAAACAGGUUGACCUAGUUUCCCUACUUUUCUCUUUUUGCGUUUUUUUGUUUGGAGCCCGCAGUAAUCAUCUCUCAAAAAAUUUAAUUUUGAGAUCCAGAUUUUCUGCCUUCAGCGAUCCUCUGUAGAGCGUCAAGAUUUGUUAUGUCACAUGUGAGACACAGCUAGCCAUAAAAUUGCAUUUUACGCCUUUCCAUGAUAUAUAUAUGAUUUUUCAGCAAUUUCAUGGUGUUUUUCAAUUUCGAGAGAAAAUCUUUCCAUCUAUACAUGUAUUUGUCCAUAAUUAUCAGUUGUCAUAAAUUUUCUUUGGGUGACUACUUUAAGUGGGGAAUGUCAAUGUUUGAUAGCAUUAAGAAUAUUUAGAAUUCUAAGGUGAAUUUUUGUACAAAAAAAUUGUGCAUGUUGUUUAUUGUUCUUGCCUUUUUCUCUCCAUCUGCCUCCCCCUUCCUCUCUCUCUAUCUAUCUAAUUGUCAUACACACAUGUACUUUAAAUGCAUUCAGCAAUUAUUGGUUAGUCACCCGUACAGUAAUUAAUUCCAAACCACUCAAUAUUUCGCAUAAAUAGCAGCAAUAAGAAUUCUGAUAAAAAGCCAAUAGUUCUGUCGUCUUAACAACAAGGACAUUAUUCUAUACAAAACAGUCCAUACAUGAGAUGGCCUCUCACCCCAAAAAAAUGCUUUAAAAAAGUGUAUUUUCUCUCUUUUUAAUAACUUGCAACGUCUCAAGUUUAAAAUGAAGUCCUUUAUGACAGUAGCUCACUGCUCACAUCCAAGAAAACACCAGUUGAGAGACAAAAAUAAAAACAUUCUUUAACAAAUUUGGAGAUAGCGUAAUUACAAUAAAGAGAGAUGGAUUCCAGAUAUACAUGUAGACCACUAGUGGUAAAAUUGCAGUUCAAGGGUUUUGGGUGCAAAAUAUCCAUUCAAUAUUGUUUAAAUAAUUUACCAUUUAUAUUGUAACAUAACUAGUCCAGUAAUUUAGUAAGACGUAGAAGGCGUUAUAGUUAAUUGUGAAAUAUAUAUGUGUACAUCGUGAGAUGUCAGUCAGUCAGCGUUGAGCUGUCGUUGGGACAGGUUCUAUAUAGUUGUGAUCUGUGAGUCAGCGUUGACCUGUCGUUGCGACAGGUCCGUUACCAGAAACGAGUAAAGUUACUUGAACUGCA
Strongylocentrotus purpuratus (purple sea urchin) is the source of this 3976-nucleotide messenger RNA. RefSeq lists its product as uncharacterized. The coding region runs from base 947 to 1528 and encodes 193 amino acids. The record is from RefSeq and is a predicted model, not a curated record. The transcript has 4 exons. NCBI's taxonomy places the organism in Eukaryota, Metazoa, Echinodermata, Echinoidea, Camarodonta, Strongylocentrotidae.